UCAAACACGUGUUUCACUGGGACAAUAGUGGGUGGUGCACACUUCCUUCGCCCGGCCACAGAAGACAAAAAAGAGUUGCUGGUGUAACAAUAGGAAGAAUAUAUUCCACUCCUCUCUUGUACACGCGGCUUAUGAGAUGAACGCUCGUCAAGAAGAACGUCCCCUUCAGCAGCAGGAGGAUCCACAGCCCCCCCACAUUAAAGAGGAAGAGGAGGAAGUGUGGAUCAGUCAGGAGGGAGAGUGUCCUGUAGGGCAGGAGGAGGCUGAUGUCAGCAAGUUUCCACUGACUGUUGUCUCUGUGAAGACUGAAGAGCAUGAAGACAAACCACCUGAGUCCUCACAGCUUCAUCACAGUCCAAACGUCUGUGGAGAACAACGUCUGCCUGAAAAAAAGGAGAGUAGCUUCAGGAUGGUGAAGGAGGAUCCUUCAAAGAGGAAGACCAGGCGCCACGGACCCUCUGGCGUCUCCUUUUCCUCUUUGACACAGACCCUUCCCUGUAAAAAUGAAGAGGAAGACUCACUGACGCCCCACAUUAAAGAGGAAGAGGAGGAACACAGCAUCACUCAAGAGGGAGAUCAUCUUGAAGGACUGGAGGAGUUCCCAGUGACUGGUGUCCCUGUGAAGAGUGAAGAUGAUGAGGUGAAAGGUGAAAGUGAGGAGAGGGGAGGGGGGGAGCCUCCAAGCAGCAGCUCAACACAACACAUGACAACAGAAGCUGAUGGAGACCACUGUGGAGGAUCACAAGCAGACAAGCUCUUAGCUCCACUAUCAGAUAGUGAGGACACAACGUCACACUCUCCUGACACUGAUGAUGAAGACUCUAAAGAUGAUAAGACAUGUCACACUGACAACACUCACUUCACAUCUUCUCACUGUCACAAAACAUUUAAAAACCAUAGUCAUCUGAAAAGACACAUGAGAACACACACUGGAGAAAAACCUUUUAUCUGUUCAGUCUGUGGUAAACGUUUUGUUCGAAGUCACAAUGUGAAAGUGCACAUGAGAACACACACUGGUGAAAAAGCUUUUAUCUGUUCAGUCUGUGGUAAACGUUUUGUUCGAAGUCAUAAUGUGAAAGUACACAUGAGAACACACACUGGAGAAAAAACGUUUUCUUGUUCAAUCUGUGGUAAAGGUUUUAUACAAAGUCAAUAUUUGAAAGUGCACAUGAGAACGCACACUGGAGAAAAACCUUUUCCCUGUUCAACCUGUGGUAAAGGUUUUACAAAAAAUCAAUAUUUGAAAGUACACAUGAGAACACACACUGGCGAAAAACCUUUUUCCUGUUCAAUCUGUAGUAAAGGUUUUGUACAAAGUAACAGUUUGAAAGUACACAUAAGAACACACACUGGUGAAAAAUCACAUUCUUGUUCAAUCUGCAACAGAAGCUUUUGUGACCGAUCAAACCUUUUAGCACACAUGAGAAGACACCCAGGAGAGAAAGUGUUGAGUUGCAGUGUGUGUGGUGAAAGAUUGUCUUCUAAGUACCAGUGUAAGAAACACAAGUGUGCUGGUGAGAACAGCAGCAGCAAAUGAAACUGCAGGAUUUGAAAUAAACUGUCAAGACUUUCAUUUUGACUUUCUAACAACUUUAUGAUUCAUUUGUUGGGUCUCUAUAAUCUAUUUUAUUCAUUACCGUUAUUACUCUGUAUUAUAAUGAUUGUGUUGUGAUUGUUUUAUAUGUAUGUCCCCAGACCUUUAUGCAAUAUACAAGUGAGAGAAAAUAGCAGAUUUUUUUUUUGUUUUUGUGAAAGGAUUUUGUUUUUACAAACUUACAUUUGUGGAUACAUCAAAUAAAUCCAGUAUUGUGUUCUAAA
This is a messenger RNA of Nerophis ophidion (straightnose pipefish), 1818 nucleotides long. RefSeq names its product zinc finger protein 391-like. Gene Ontology annotation, biological process: regulation of transcription by RNA polymerase II. The record is from RefSeq and is a predicted model, not a curated record. The transcript is spliced from 3 exons. Gene Ontology annotation, molecular function: DNA-binding transcription factor activity; RNA polymerase II cis-regulatory region sequence-specific DNA binding. The coding region runs from base 137 to 1537 and encodes 466 amino acids. NCBI's taxonomy places the organism in Eukaryota, Metazoa, Chordata, Actinopteri, Syngnathiformes, Syngnathidae.